ACGUUUGUUCCUUGCAGCUCAAAGGGAAGUGAUAAACCCACAGCCUCCCACGAGUUCCACCACCACUUGCUCCAUAUUGUAUCACCUGCAACACAAUUCCUGAUCCAUCCUUGACAUCAGAGCCUCAUCCAGUUUCAUCAUCCUAGGGUUUCACAAUGGCCGAGACAGGUCUUCCAGCUGGCUGGGAAGUGCGGCACUCGAAUUCAAAGAACCUUCCUUAUUACUUCAACGAGUCACAGAAACAAUCGAGAUGGGAGCCUCCGUCAGGAACGGACACCGAAAAGCUGAAGGCAUAUAUGGCUGAGCACCACAGCCAACGCGAACUUGGCCUCGACUCGGGUGGAUUGAAUGGCAAUGCGAAUGUUAACAAGAUCCGGGCUAGUCAUUUACUCGUAAAGCACAAGGACAGUAGAAGGCCAAGCAGUUGGCGUGAGGCGAAUAUCACGCGGACAAAGGAGGAAGCCAUGAGUAUCAUACUUGGUCAUGAGCAGCGCAUCCGUAGCGGGCAGACGUCUCUUGGACAGCUCGCGGUGAGUGAAUCGGAUUGCAGCAGCGCGAGAAAGAUGGGAGACCUCGGCUUCUUUGGCAAGGGAGAUAUGCAGAAGGAAUUCGAAGAUGCCGCCUUCCAGCUCAAACCCGGGGAAGUCAGUGGUGUAGUCGAGACGGCGUCGGGACUCCAUUUGAUUGAGAGGCUCGAGUAAGAUAAGAUUGCACAUUAAUUCCUCUGCUACAGUAGCUUAGCCUGAUAUACGGGAAGGUUGGAUGUGAUUCAUGAUUCGAUGUCUAUCUGGUACAGUAGCAUUCGCAUAUCGUCCCUGUCUGAAAAUGUUACAAAAUACUUGAUCAGAAUGAUGUACAAAUCCCUGCCCCGAAAUCACAUUUGCAAGUCUACUAAUGAGUCGAUCGCUUGAACUAUCGGUGGUACUGAUGUCAACGCCAACGUUAUGAUGCCGAACACACUCAUCGAUAAACUUGAGAGUGCUGCUGCACGUGGAUCUGUUUGUAAUAGAAGUGCUGUUGCAAUGGCACUUGAGUUCCCUCCUAAUGUCACG
This is a messenger RNA of Amorphotheca resinae ATCC 22711, 1052 nucleotides long. RefSeq lists its product as hypothetical. Gene Ontology annotation, cellular component: nucleus; cytosol. Gene Ontology annotation, molecular function: protein binding; peptidyl-prolyl cis-trans isomerase activity. The transcript has 4 exons. Bases 156 to 701 code for a protein of 181 amino acids. NCBI's taxonomy places the organism in Eukaryota, Fungi, Ascomycota, Leotiomycetes, Helotiales, Amorphothecaceae. The record is from RefSeq and is a predicted model, not a curated record.